AUGUCACUCUCGCUAAGGUCAUACACUUUUAGAAACUCACAUCCCUUUAGAAACUGCUCUAAUCUUAGAACCCUCAAACUUUAUUUAAUCAACGCUACCAAGGUUGAAGUCUUUAAUACGCUACUCUCAUCUUGCCCUUCUCUGGAGGUGCUUGUACUGUACAUCGCAUGCACCUACUACAAUAUUGGGCUUCCUUUGAAGAUUGAGAACAACAAACUGAAGAUCUUGCAAGUGUUGUUGAUUAACAUUGGUGGCCUUAAAGUGUCAUCAACUAGUCUAAAUAUCCUUUUCAUCGAUAGUAUCUCUUUUAAGGACCGUUUUUUCCUCUGCGCCCCAGACUCCAAUUUAGAUAACAACAAUGCUUCUAAUGAGUCUUGGGAGAAGAAGUUUUGGGAAGAGGUUAAUAACAACAAUGUUGCGUUCCCCAAUGCUAAAUUCCGCGUGAAAAAUCUGAGGAUGCCUAACUUCAGUGGUUUGGAGGAAGAGUUUGCCUUUGCGUCGUGUUUGAUCAAGCAUGGAACAGUCAUAGAUAAGAUGAUGAUUAAGACGUCAAAUCUUUUCAAAAAUGAAAGGCAUUGUUUGAGUUCCUCCUAA
Messenger RNA from Eruca vesicaria subsp. sativa (arugula), 594 nucleotides. The record is from the annotation of a GenBank genome assembly. NCBI's taxonomy places the organism in Eukaryota, Viridiplantae, Streptophyta, Magnoliopsida, Brassicales, Brassicaceae.